CAUGUUCUAAUUUAAAAAAAAAAUCAUUUAAAACGCCCUCAAAUUUCUGCAAAUAAUAUAAAUACUAAGCAAAAUGUCGUUUUAAAUACUAACCAAUAUACGGAUCUAUAAACAAUUGUGCAAAACUUUAAAGAAUUUAGCUGCGAAAAGAUGAUAAAUUAGAAAAUCGAAAUAUGUGUUUGCUUUGACUAAAGUAUAUCGCAUCAUAUAUAGCAGCCCCCCAAAUAAAAAAUUGCAUAACAGCUCUGUGUAGUGCAAGUUAUUAAAAAAAUUAAAUUAAAAACAAAAGAAGUCCAUGAAGCCCCGCUUUAAAAUGUCAAAAGUGUAAAUAUUUAAACAAUACAACGCAAUUUUAUAGGAUUUUUUUUAUACCUACAACACAUUUUCAAAUAUUCUAAUAAUAUAAAUUGGGGAUAAUAAGAUUUAAAUUUGACAACAUUCAAUUUAUGUACUAACAAAAACCCACCGGUAAAAUAUUAAUUGCAAAAUUAGCAACGUGGAAUUGGAUUUGCAACAAAUAAAAACAAAAACCAACCAUUCGAACGUAGUACCCAUAAUACAACUUAUAAACAAAAUAAACUUAAAGAGAACGACAAAAAAUUGGCCAAGCAACAAUGAUGGCGCAAACCAAAAGUUAGGAAACCACAAUUUCAAACAUAAUCAUAAAACAUCAUUAUCAUCGUAGUCAUAAUCACAAUGCUCCACAACAGCAAUAGAAAAUAAGCAGCCAAGCAGGCAAAGAACAACAAUACAAUUAAAAAACUUGAACAUAUGAAGUUGAAGAAGUUGCACUUUGAAAUUCACCACAACCGUUCUUUCAGGUGUAAUGAACAAUACACUCUCACACCAUUCAUAGAUACAAAAGAGAGAGAGAGCUGCAAUUUUAAGAGAACUAAUUAUUGCGUGAGAGUUAUACAAAAACACCUUUAAAAACAGCGGUUGUCUGGUUGUUUACAUGAAGCGGUCAAAAUAAAGGUAGAAAUACAAAAAAAACAUACUGCCUGGCCGUCUGAAUGUGUGAGUUGCGGCGAAAGCAAAAAAGAAGGUAUAACAAAGUAGAAAACAAAAAACAGAGCGAAGUAUAAAAGCCAAAUUAGAAUUAGCAACGUAACCAACAGUAUUUAAAAACAACAACAAAAGUUGAAAUUCAAGCAACAAACGCCUAGCGUUAAAAAGAGACAACAAUAUUGUAUUAAAUACAACGUCAACAAACCAACACCAAUAUACACGUUCAACGUAAUUCACCACUUAGUAAACGUUCCAGAGAGAGAGAGAGUGUGUGAAAGAGUGGAAUAGCAAGUCAAGUUAAUAACAGAAUCGCAUAGAACAGGCAAAAAGAAACAACUACAGUCAACCAUCAAAAUCAACUCGCAAUAGAACAAACAGCUAACGAGGAGCAGAUCGACCGACCGAGCGACCAAACGUCGGACAUAAGUUUUGUUUUUUGUGCGGUCGAAGAGCAAAUAACGCAGCAAUUGUCGGCGAUUCCGCAGUCUGCUUUAGAAGGGACAUGGCCGUCUUUUUGCUCAACAUUUGUAAAUUUAAUGGCUGCGGAAUCACAUUUCCAAGUUUGGGUGAUUUAAUCCAACACAUUGAGGACACACAUAUUGAUUAUGAUCCAAAAGUGGUGGAACAAAAAGAGCAGGCCCAACCGGCUUGUCUACCGUUGAGCUAUGUCUUACGAUUUAUAUCGGACGAUGCACGUAAAGAGAGUCCCUUUCUUACAGCAAAUGCAGCGGGCGUUGAACUUAAACGCAAGCUUGCGAUUAAACAUCACAGCUAUAGCAUGUCUUCAUCAAAUCGCAGUAAUACGCCUACCGGCAGUGAAAUGGAUGAAGAUGAAAUGGUUGUUUCUGAAUCAGAGGAUAGCAAUGAUUCGUGGACAACCGAAGAAUUUAGUUCUGAAUUCAUAAUGCGCUAUGGCAGCAGGCAUUCCGGAUCCGGCAGCAAUGGCACUCCCGGCAAUGAAAAACCAUUUGCAUGUCCUGUUCCGGGGUGUAAAAAACGCUAUAAAAAUGUGAAUGGCAUUAAAUAUCAUUCGAAGAAUGGCCAUAAAAAGGACGGCAAAGUACGCAAAGGCUAUAAAUGUCAUUGUGGCAAAAGUUAUAAGACUGCCCAAGGUUUGAAAAGCCAUGCUUUGGUGGCACACAAUUCCUCGCCCGAGAAUGUGUUGGCAACGCAAAAUUUGGGUAGCGUGCUCACCACCACUAGCGGCGGUAUACUCCUGCAACGCAGUAGCUCUCCGUCGCAGUCGUUGGGUUCUUUGAGUCCGUCUAGUAUUAGCAACAUGUCUAGCGGUGCAAGUAGUUGCCAUGGCAGCGGUGGACAUUUCUCAAAUAGCAACAGCUCUACUGUUGGUUCUACAGCUUGUGUAGGCCAAGCUAUUAAUGGAACAACUCUAAACAUACAACCUCAACAGCAGCAGCAACAAUACACAACAACUGCCAAUAAUCAUCAGCAACAAGUUGUUACUGCUGGAGGAGUUUCAAGCGGCGUUGCAGUACAAUCGUCACUGACGGGUUCAAUAGCGGCGGCUGCUGCAGCCUCAGUAACACACAAUACAACAGCAACAGGUAACAGCAACAAUUUAUUGCGCAACACCAUUAAUUUGGUGUCAUUGAAAACCCAUAACAGUGGCAACAUCAACCACAACGGUAAUAAUGGUAGUAAUGGUAAUGGUAUUAACAACAUUACCACCGCCUCGUUGGCUACUACGAAAACAGCAGCGGCCACAAAUCUAUUGGCGGCUAAUGCUGCUGCUAGUAAAAUUUUAAAAUUAGCCACUAAUGUUGCUGCCGCUGCUGCAAAUAAUAAUGCCACCACCAGUGCUACUAGUGGUGUAACAUCGAUGGUGGUCGAUCAACAGCAGUUUUUAAGUAAACAGCAAACGGUAACAGCGACAGCAACAGCUACUAAAAUAACUUUACCAAAUUUGGUAAAUUUAGGUAUUUUAACGCCGGCAACAUCGCCAACAAAAACUACACAAUCGUUAACAUUUACGCAACAACAGCAUCACCAUCACCAGCAGCAGCAGCAACAACAGACGCUUAGCAAUGCUCUGAAUAGUUUAACAACAGCAACGCAUAUAAUGCAACAACAGCAGCAAAAAACGAUGCAAACAAAUUCUAAUAAUUCUUCUAAUACUAACAACAACAACAACAAUAACCAUCUAACAACUACAAAUAAAAAUAAUAUAUUGCUUGUUGAACAACAUCAACAACAGCAACAACAACUCCAAACACAAUCUCAAUCAUCAACAUCAUCAUCACAACAUCAACAACAUCUUCCAUUAACUCCCAUUAGUCCAAAUAGUGUAAGUUUACAACAACAGAAACAAAAUGCUGUUGCUGUAGCAAAUGUUUUAAAUGCCACCAUACAACAACAUAAAAACAAACAACAGCAGCAGCAACACCAGCAACAACAAAUUGUUGGUAGCAUACAUUUAACACAAAUUACCAGCAAUGGCAAUGCUAGUGUUAAUGCUAAUAAACAACAAACAACACAACAUAUAACAACAGCUGGCUCCUCCACCUCGCCACCACCAUCAAACAUUAAUUCACCUAAUAGUUCUAAUGGUGGUGGUAGUGGUGGUGGCGGCAGCAGCGGUAGUAGUAGUAUUGUUUGUUCACCCACUUCACACAGUUCGUCCUCAGACGUUAUGUCUUUAACUGUUGCCGUUGCUGAUGCUGGUGUUGGUUCUAUUAGCGAGGAAACGUAGCCUAUACUAAAGAAACUUUUAAUGCGUCGUAAAUUUAAGUAGAUUUCUUUUAUUCUCUUUAUACAUAGAUAUGUAGUAUAUCUUUUGUUCAUUGGUGAAUUGUUAUUUGACAUUUUUUCUGCAUUAUUUGACCCAUAUCCCUCAUUAUAGAUUAUUAACGGAUAAAUAUACCACUUAAUUUUGUUCAUUAAAUUCCUUACAUAGAGUAAUUCGUUAUGUUUCAACACUUACUACAAUAAAAAUUUUACCAAUUUUAGAUAGAAUACUCAGCAAAAGAUAUGUAUGCAGCCUAGAACAACAAUUUAGUAACAUUUUCUUAAGUUUUAGCUAACUUCUAAACUGAAAAUAGAUUUACAUUUUGCUUAUUUUAUACCAUUUAAAAGAUUCUAAGGAUUAAAAACAAAUUGAAACUUCUAAAACCAGUUUUUCUUAAAAUUAACAUUAUUUUUUCAUACAAUUUUAUAGCAAUCUUAUUCUCAAGGUGGUAAUUUAUUUAAAUUUAAAUCUAUUAUAGGGGACUAUAAAAUAUGCAAAAAAGAAUAAAAUAAGAAAUUGGCUCUUUGGUAGUUAAAUUAACAACAAACUAACAUAUAAAUUCCCUAUUAAUAAAGUUAAAGUUGCAUUUAAAAGCUUUAGUAUACGAUUUGUAAACAAGCUUAAAUAAUCUCAAAUAACAAAAUUUAAUUAAAACAAAAUUAACACUACAUACAUUACAUUAAAAUGUAAAAAGAUACUACUGUAGUAGACUGCUAGUUUAGAUUUAUUUUCUAUUAUCAUUAGUUUUAGAAUUAUUAUUAUUAUUUUUGUGCAAUAUCUUAUUAUUAUUAUUUUUUUAAUUUUUCAACACACACUUAUGUAUUAUAAAUGAAAAGAAAAAAAAAAAACUACUGAUCUCGUAUAUUUUUAAAAUAUAUGCAAAAAUAUAUAAAUAUUUCUACUAAAUUCGUGAUUUCAAAAUUUGUAUACAUUCUUACUAAUUUUUAAAUUUUGAACAAAAAGAAAAAAGUACUCUCCUCAAGUAUUAUUUAUUAAACACGUAUUAACAAAUAUAAAAGAAUUUAUUAAAUUUAGUUAAACUAUAUUUAUAUAAAAAUGUAUAUCAUUAAAAUUUUAUUUUUUUUUUCUUAUCUAAUUCUAUUUUAGUUCGAAAUUUAGUAAAUUUAGUGUUUCUUAACACAGUUGAUAACUUGGUUAUUAUUUUUUUUUAAGAUUAUUAAAUUGACAUUAAAACAGUAUUUUGGAAUUUAUGGAAUUUAAAUUUAUUAAUUUCAAAAAUUUUUUCUACAUAAAGAAUUUUUAAGUUUUAGAGAUAACUCUGUAUAUGUACAUAUACGUGUUCUUAACUUUGUAUCCAAAUAAAAUUUUAUUUAUUGUGACUUUAUUCUAUAUUAAAAUUUUAACAAUAUUUUAGGCUACAAACAAAUUAUACUUUGGAAUAUUAAUAAACGCUUAAUGCUAUUUUUCUUCAAACAUACAUAUACAUAUAUGUAUAUGUGAAUUUUCAUAACAACAAUGCAUAUCAUUUAUAACUAUUGCUGCAAAUGUCUUUUCAAUAAUCUACAAAAACUUGCAAAUUUCUCCACAAAUGUAUACAAAGAUUUCUUUUAUAUAUGAGAAUUUACCAAAAUUUGUAUUAAUUUAUAAAUUAACAAUAAUUGCCUUAUUCAUAACAAUUUUUCAAACUAAUUUUGUAUGACAAUUUGCCUUAUAAAACUUUGAUAAAUUUUUAUGAAUAAAGCUCUUAAACUUUAACAAUUGACUUUCUUUAGGAUACUUCAAAGCUGGUUAACAAAAAACUAAAAUAAUUUAUUUAUUAUCAUUCUAAAAUGUCAAAAGAAAGACAAAAUUUUAAUUGUUCAAAGUUUCAUUACUUAGAAACCUAGUUUCGCCUU
Messenger RNA from Lucilia sericata (common green bottle fly), 5610 nucleotides. RefSeq names its product homeobox protein 5. The record is from RefSeq and is a predicted model, not a curated record. Gene Ontology annotation, cellular component: nucleus. Bases 1511 to 3718 code for a protein of 735 amino acids. The transcript is spliced from 7 exons. Lineage: Eukaryota; Metazoa; Arthropoda; Insecta; Diptera; Calliphoridae.